Messenger RNA from Exaiptasia diaphana, 1205 nucleotides. Its product is annotated as KRR1 small subunit processome component homolog. The coding region runs from base 3 to 1097 and encodes 364 amino acids. Lineage: Eukaryota; Metazoa; Cnidaria; Anthozoa; Actiniaria; Aiptasiidae. The record is from RefSeq and is a predicted model, not a curated record. Gene Ontology annotation, cellular component: small-subunit processome; nucleolus. Gene Ontology annotation, molecular function: RNA binding. The transcript has 12 exons.
AAAUGGCGGACGAAGAUCAACAACAACCGAAAGAGAAAAGUAAAAAGAACAAAUUUAGACGCGAUAAACCUUGGGACCAUGAAGGCAUCGACCACUGGAAAAUAGAUGCGUUCAGUGCAGAACAUAACCCACAUGGCUUGGUUGAAGAGAGUUCKUUUGCUACUUUGUUUCCUAAAUAUAGAGAGAAAUACUUAAAAGAAGUUUGGCCACUUGUUGAGAAAGAACUGAAAGAACAUAAUCUCAAAUGCCAACUGGAUUUAGUAGAGGGCAGCAUGACCGUCUCAACAACAAGGAAAACAUUUGAUCCUUAUGUUAUAAUAAAAGCCAGAGAUAUGAUAAAAUUACUGGCGAGAAGUGUACCUUUUGAGCAGGCACAGAGAGUGCUCCAAGAUGAAAUGGCRUGUGAUAUCAUAAAGAUUGGCUCACUUGUCAGAAAUAAAGAAAGAUUUGUUAAAAGAAGGCAAAGGUUAUUAGGACCAAAUGGAGCAACACUAAAGGCCUUAGAACUUCUUACACAAUGUUAUAUUAUGGUACAAGGCAAUACGGUAUCUGCGCUGGGUCCAUAUAAAGGUCUUAAACAGGUUCGUAAAGUUGUAGAGGAUACGAUGAAAAAUGUCCAUCCAAUCUAUAAUAUUAAGACAUUGAUGGUAAAGCGAGAACUAGCCAAAGAUCCAAAUUUAAAAAAUGAAUCUUGGGACCGAUUUCUUCCCAAAUUCAACUCGAAAUCAGUGAAGAAGAAGAAAAAAGCCAUCAAAAAGAAAACCUACACACCCUUCCCCCCACAGCAGCAAGAAAGCAAGAUUGACAAACAGUUGGCGAGUGGUGAAUUCUUUCUCAAAGAUCACGAGCGAAAACUCAAGAAGCAAGAAGAGAGAAAGGCAAAGCAAGCRGAAGCCACAUCAAAGCGAAUAGCAGCUCGCGAGCAAGCAUUUGUUCCUCCAGUCGAAGAUACACCGAAAAAAAGCAAGCCAAAGACAAGCGAAAGUGAUAAGAUCGAUCUUGAUGCCUUCAAAAAGAAAGUAAAAUCUGCUCAGAAACGAAAGAGAAUACACACAAUGACAGACAAGCAGCCGAAGAAACGAAAAGAGAAAAGAUAGCAAACUGUUAUGCAGCACAACAAAUCAUCUCAUUUAUUGAAUUAUAUUUCGAUGUAGUUUUGCAUUGAAUAAAUCCUUAAUUAUUGGUAWUUCACCGAAAAAUUCUCG